Pseudophryne corroboree (corroboree frog) is the source of this 2214-nucleotide messenger RNA. RefSeq names its product arylsulfatase G (gene ARSG). Bases 479 to 2047 code for a protein of 522 amino acids. The record is from RefSeq and is a predicted model, not a curated record. Gene Ontology annotation, molecular function: arylsulfatase activity. Lineage: Eukaryota; Metazoa; Chordata; Amphibia; Anura; Myobatrachidae. The transcript is spliced from 12 exons.
CAGGACAGCAUGUUUGCAGUCAUCAGCUGCCAGCUGUAAACAUGGCCGCGCAACGAUGAAUUGAUAUGCAGUGGGUUGUGUGCUUCCGCAGCUUGCCAGAAACAAACAUGGCGGCACCCCUAGACCUUUCAAGCGACGCUCCGUCCGUUACCAUGGUGAGCGCAGGGUUGGGCCGCAGUAUGUGUGUAAGUGAUGCGACCACUGUGGGCGGGGUAGGAGACUGUUGUUGUUUGGGAGUUGGGGGGUGUGCGCGCCGUUUCGAACCGAAGGCCGGGACCUUUUUCUGCCGCUGUUUACAACCAGUACCUGCAUGGAGGCACUGAAAUGGUAAUGUUCGUUGUGUAGUUUGGAUGAUCUCUCUCUGUCCAGUCAUUGCCAAAUUCGGAGGAUGAUGAGCUUAUUCUGCACUCUUCUAAAACCUUUCUUGGUGUAACUUCAUCAUGAUCUGCUACUGUUCAUUCGCUGCUGCAGUCUGAGGAUGAUGAUACCGCUCUACUCUAUCAUGAAGCCUUUUGUGCGCACAGUUCUUCUUUAUUGUGUCCUUCAUAUGUGGCUUUCAGAUUCCAGUUCCUGUUUGAAAAAGAAGAGUCCAAAAAAGCCAAACUUUAUUGUUAUUUUAGCAGAUGACAUUGGAUAUGGGGAUCUAGGAGCAAACAUGGCUGCACAGACAACUAAUACCCCCAACCUGGACAAAAUGGCUUCAAAUGGUUUGAGACUUGUAGAUUUCCACUCUGCGGCUUCCACUUGUUCCCCGUCCAGGGCAUCACUGCUCACCGGAAGACUUGGAAUCCGCAAUGGAGUCACACACAACUUUGCACCCAAGUCGAUUGGUGGUCUACCACUGAAUGAGACAACUCUGGCAAACGUUUUAAAGCAAUCUGGCUACAUCACCGGUCUCAUAGGUAAAUGGCAUCUUGGUCACCAUAAACGUUAUCACCCUAAUUGGCGUGGCUUUGAUUACUACUAUGGAAUUCCAUACAGUAAUGACAUGGGCUGUACAGACACGCCAGGAUACAACCUGCCCUUAUGUCCACCAUGUCCCCGACAUUCUGAGAACCACCAAAGGUCUGCUGGAGGAUGUUAUACCAGGCUAGCAUUACCCCUUAUGGAAAAUUCUGUAAUCAUGGAGCAGCCAGUAGACCUAACCAGUUUGCCUGCAAGAUAUGCAGACAAGGCGAUCACCUUCAUCAGGAAUGCCAGUGAUCGGGGACAGCCUUUCUUCCUGUUCGUGGCUCUGGCCCAUAUGCACGUGCCUUUGUCGCCUGUCCCUGUGGCCGCCCAAUGUGGACCCUAUGAGGAGAGUUUGCAAGAGAUGGACCACCUGGUCGGAGAGAUAAGAGCCAGUACUGAUGAUAACACUCUCAUCUGGUUCACAGGUGACAAUGGUCCUUGGGCUCAGAAAUGCCAUCUUGCAGGAAAUGUGGGGCCUUUUAUCGGAGCCUGGCAGACUACACAAGGUGGUAGUGCCGCAAAGCAGACAACAUGGGAAGGUGGUCAUCGUGUGCCAACUAUUGUUUAUUGGCCAGAGAGGAUUCCACAAAACCGCACAAGUUCUGCAUUAUUGAGCAUGCUGGACAUUUUCCCCACCUUAGUGACUCUGGCAAAUGGCACUCUACCAGCAGACCGCCGUUUAGAUGGCAAAGACAUCUCUAAGAUCUUGUGCGGUGGUUUACAGGAAGAACAAAGGACCCUGUAUCACCCUAAUAGUGGAGCAGGCGGGAUGAUUGGGAAUAUAGAAGCGCUUCGGGUGGGUCACUACAAGGCGUUUUUUACCAUAGGUGGAGCGUUGGCCUGUGAUGGGAGUACUGGACCUGAGCAACACCACUCUCCCCCACUAGUGUUUAAUCUUCACCAGGACCCUGGGGAAGAGUCCCCACUGAAGAAGGCCAGUGUAGAGUAUCAGCAAGUGCUGCCAUGGAUCACGAAGGCCAUGACUGAUCUUUCUGAUGAUAUCCGCACAGACAAUGUGUCCACAGCUGACUAUACUCAGAGUGAGUCUGCCACCAUCUGCUGUAACCCACACCACGCUGUCUGCUCCUGCAUGUAAGAAGACUAUGUCCACAUAGGCCUCCAUGUGCCUGAACCCUUUUUUCUUUUUAUCUAAUUCUUGAAAAUUGUGGGUGAAGAUACAAAUGUCAAGAUGAUAUCGUCUGCAUCCAACAAAUGUGUUUUUUCCUCAGUUACAAAACAUUAAAGAAAAUGUAUUUAUUGCUA